This is a messenger RNA of Thamnophis elegans (Western terrestrial garter snake), 2235 nucleotides long. It is a transcript of the gene PLPPR3, whose product is annotated as phospholipid phosphatase related 3. The record is from RefSeq and is a predicted model, not a curated record. Bases 1 to 2235 code for a protein of 744 amino acids. Gene Ontology annotation, molecular function: phosphatidate phosphatase activity. NCBI's taxonomy places the organism in Eukaryota, Metazoa, Chordata, Lepidosauria, Squamata, Natricidae. The transcript has 9 exons. Gene Ontology annotation, biological process: signal transduction; phospholipid metabolic process; phospholipid dephosphorylation.
AUGAUCUCUGCUAAGGACAAAGCAAAACCUCCCAAGGACAGCAUGACGCUUCUUCCCUGCUUCUACUUUGUCGAGUUGCCUAUCGUCGCUUCCUCCAUCGUGACUCUCUACUUCCUGGAGCUGACAGACCUCUUCAGGCCAGCCAAGGUGGGCUUCCAGUGUUACGACCGAGCCCUUUCCAUGCCCUACGUGGAAAGCAAUGAAGAAAUGAUUCCUUUGCUGAUGCUGCUAAGCUUGGCGUUUGCAGCCCCCGCGGCGUCUAUCAUGGUGGGCGAAGGCAUCGUGUAUUGCUUGCAGUCAAAGAUGAAGGGCCGUAGCAAUACUGAAGGCAGCAUAAAUGCCGGCGGUUGCAAUUUCAACUCUUUUCUCCGCAGGACGGUCCGGUUUGUGGGUGUUCACGUCUUUGGCCUCUGUGCCACAGCCCUGGUGACCGAUGUCAUCCAAUUAGCCACAGGAUACCACGCCCCUUUCUUCCUGACCGUCUGUAAGCCCAACUAUACUCUUUUGGCUAUCUCCUGUGAGUCCAACCCUUACAUCACUCAAGAUAUCUGCUCAGGUCAAGACCAGCAUGCUAUUCUCUCAGCCAGGAAAACGUUCCCUUCUCAGCAUGCCACCCUGUCUGCAUUUGCUGCCGUCUAUGUAUCCGUGAGUUUUACUUCAUAUUGCCCCCAACAAUCCAGUUUAAUCGGGCGUGGCUUAUGUUUCCUGUCUGGUUUACCCUGGAAAGCUGACUGUCUCCGUUAUCAUCCACAGAUGUAUUUCAACUCCAUCAUCUCAGACAGCACAAAGCUCCUCAAGCCAAUCUUGGUGUUUGGUUUCGCCAUCGCAGCUGGCAUCUGUGGCUUGACGCAGAUCACCCAGUACCGCAGCCACCCUAUUGAUGUUUACGUGGGCUUCCUGAUUGGUUCUGGCAUUGCUGCUUACUUGGCCUAUCACGCAGUGGGCAACUUCCGGGCACCAAUAGAAAAGGCUCCCUCUCACCCUCCUGCCAAGGAUGCUCUCCGAGCCCUGACGCAACGUGGGCAUGACUCCGUUUAUCACCAGAAUAAGUCGGUCAGCACCGAUGAGCUCAACCCCCAGACCCGACUGGAAGGGAUGAACCGGCAAGUGCCACGCGAGAAGAACUCGCUGGGGAGCUUGAAACGGGCGAGCGUUGACGUGGACCUUUUGGCACCCCGGAGCCCUAUGGGCAAAGAAAACAUGGUGACCUUCAGCAACACGUUACCACGGGUCAGCACCCCUUCAAUGGAUGACCCUGCUCGCCGCCAUAUGACCAUUCACGUCCCGGUGGACGCCUCCCGAUCUAAACAGCUGAUCACUGAAUGGAAACAGAAAUCAGUGGAAGGCCGUGGAAUGACCUUGGCAGAAGAGGUGGCGAGGCGGGUUGCCUCCGAUUCCUUGGCUGGAGAAGAGGAGGAUCAUAUCCCGCCUUCCUUGUACCCCACCGUCCAGGCUCGGACAGCUGAGCGUGCCUCUAUGGGUCCUCGGGUCCUCAUCCAGCCAAGACCCAGGGCCACUCAACUGGUCCACAUCCCUGAGGAAAGUCAAGCGAACGCCGGUGCUAAUAUUUCACCCAAAAGCAGCUCGGCUGUGAGGGCCAAGUGGAUGAUGAUGGCUGAGAAGGGGGCCGCCCAACGGGUGGCCAAUCCACCGCGCCUCAUGCAGGUGAUUGCCAUGUCCAAACAGCCCGGGAUGGUAUCGGUGACACCCAAGCAUUCAGAGACAUCUUCGUCCUCCACCAGUUCUGACUCCUCCCAGUACUGCUCUCCAUCAGAAAGAGACAGCUCCAGCGUGGUUACCAUUGAUGCCCAUGCCCCUCACCACCCAGUCGUACAUCUGUCUUCUGGAAAUGGCCCUUGGGAAUGGAAGGCUACCCAGAAAGCUCCAGAUAGCCAAGAUGCUUAUGAGCUCAAUGAGAUGAGCAAAGAUUACCAUGGGUUCCGGCCUGCCAAAAGCGCCGGAGUCUCACCAGGUUCCUCUGUCAGCGACAUUGAACAGGAGGAGGCCCGUUACGGCAGCGUGGCCACCAUCAAUGUGUCAGUGGGUCUGGGAGGGAGUGCAUCCUUGAUUUCAGCAGAAACCAGCCCCGGGGAAAGCCUUCUAGGGGCCUCCAGCCGGGAAUCCACCCUGCGGAGAAAACCACCUAGCUUAACGAUGGGGGACAAAGACGGGCAAGCAGAAGAGACGGAAAACUAUUAUAAGAAGAUGCAAGCCAACCGGGGAUAUAAGGAAUAA